Messenger RNA from Panicum hallii, 1758 nucleotides. Its product is annotated as UTP--glucose-1-phosphate uridylyltransferase. The record is from RefSeq and is a predicted model, not a curated record. The transcript is spliced from 21 exons. Gene Ontology annotation, biological process: UDP-alpha-D-glucose metabolic process; glycogen metabolic process. Gene Ontology annotation, cellular component: cytoplasm. Gene Ontology annotation, molecular function: UTP:glucose-1-phosphate uridylyltransferase activity. Bases 95 to 1519 code for a protein of 474 amino acids. Lineage: Eukaryota; Viridiplantae; Streptophyta; Magnoliopsida; Poales; Poaceae.
GCACACACGACACACAGCGCCCUCGCUCGCACUUCCUCCGCUCGUCUGACAUCUCCUCCCGUCCUUUCCUUUCGAAGCCUCGGGGACCCCGGCGAUGGCCGCCUCCGCCACCGUGGUGUCGGUCGACGAGAAGAUUGAGAAGCUUCGCGCCGAGGUCGCCAAGCUCGGCCAGAUCAGCGAGAACGAGAAGUCCGGGUUCAUCAGCCUCGUGUCGCGCUACCUCAGUGGGGAGGCGGAGCAGAUCGAGUGGAGCAAGAUCCAGACCCCGACCGAUGAGGUGGUGGUGCCGUACGACACCCUAGCGUCGCCUCCCGAAGAUCUCGAGGAGACGAAGAAGCUGCUGGACAAGCUCGUUGUGCUCAAGCUUAAUGGAGGGCUCGGGACGACCAUGGGCUGCACUGGCCCCAAGUCUGUCAUUGAAGUCCGCAACGGGUUCACAUUCCUUGACCUUAUUGUGAUUCAAAUUGAGUCUUUGAACAAGAAGUAUGGAUGCAGUGUCCCUUUACUUCUGAUGAACUCUUUCAACACUCAUGAUGACACACAGAAGAUUGUCGAGAAGUAUGCCAACUCCAACAUUGAGAUUCACACUUUCAAUCAGAGCCAGUAUCCUCGCAUUGUUACUGAAGACUUCUCGCCACUUCCAAGCAAGAAAUCUGGGAAGGAUGGCUGGUAUCCUCCAGGCCACGGUGAUGUGUUCCCCUCUUUGAACAACAGUGGGAAACUUGACCUCUUAUUGACUCAGGGCAAGGAGUAUGUCUUUGUUGCAAACUCAGACAACUUGGGUGCUAUAGUUGACAUCAAAAUUCUAAACCAUCUGAUCAACAACCAGAACGAGUACUGCAUGGAGGUUACUCCAAAGACUCUAGCUGAUGUCAAGGGUGGUACCCUCAUCUCUUACGAAGGAAGAGUUCAGCUUUUGGAGAUUGCCCAAGUACCUGAUGAGCAUGUGAAUGAAUUCAAAUCAAUUGAGAAGUUUAAGAUAUUCAACACUAACAACUUGUGGGUGAACCUUAAAGCUAUCAAGAGACUUGUAGAAGCUGAGGCACUUAGGAUGGAAAUUAUUCCAAACCCCAAGGAAGUUGAUGGUGUGAAAGUUCUUCAACUCGAAACUGCAGCUGGCGCAGCUAUUAGGUUCUUCGACAAAGCGAUUGGAAUUAACGUUCCCCGCUCAAGGUUUCUCCCAGUGAAGGCUACAUCUGAUUUGUUGCUUGUGCAGUCUGAUCUUUACACCUUGGUUGAUGGCUUUGUCACCCGCAACCCAGCCAGAGCAAAUCCAGCUAACCCUUCAAUUGAGCUUGGACCUGAGUUCAAGAAGGUUGCCAACUUCCUUGCCCGGUUCAAGUCCAUCCCCAGCAUUGUCGAGCUUGACAGCUUGAAGGUUUCUGGUGACGUCUGGUUCGGCUCUGGAAUUACACUCAAGGGCAAGGUGACCAUCACCGCCAAGCCCGGAGUGAAGUUGGAGAUUCCAGAUGGAGCUGUGCUUGAGAACAAGGACGUCAAUGGCCCCGAGGAUCUCUGAGCGAUGCUUACCGUCGUCGCUAGUUUCUCCGAGGACCUUUCGCAGGAGCCGCCGUCCUAAUCACUCCCGCUGAGCUUUGUCUUUUGUAAUUGUCAUGUGCAUUACCGCUGUGAGGGUCUUGUGAGCCCGCUACAGAAUAAUUGUAAAUCCUCUUUGGUGCCUCUGUACUUCUGUUUUUGGCGCGCCAGGGAUGAAUAUUUUGCUGAAAUGAUACUACCAUAGCUUUGCAUGCCGUAGAA